AUGUCGACCAUGCACCUGGGACGCACCAUAAAGUCGCUGCGGGCGAGACUAGAAGAGCAGCAGCAGCAGCAGCAGCAAGAGGAUCAGCAACGGCAACACCAGCAGCAGCUACCACCAGGGCUGAUUGCCUCGCCUAGCCCCGACCAGCUGGGCGUGAGGAGGGAUACGGAUGGGGAGGUGGCGCAUGAUGGCGCGGAGUAUGAGGCCGCAGCAGAUGAGACGACCGUGGCAACUCAUCCUUCUUGGGGCUCCCCAGCCGACAACGGCAACGAAGAGCCCGCCGGGCCUGCUGAAGGGCAGCCCGCACCAACAGUAGUCGACGAGCUAGAAGGGGGGUCUAAGCACGCGGAAGAUGCUGCCGCUUGCGACAGCGUCAUUGCCGCGCGAGAGCAACACGGCUCUCUUGAGCAGCGAGAAGACCCGACAGACCGCCGGGUCAAGCUUUCGACGCCAAGAACCUCCGCCGCUGCCGCCGCCACCACCGCCGGUGCCGGUGCCGGUAUUGGGGGGAUCACUUCUCGGCAAGCGACUUCGGACGCUGAUGUUUCGGCACGGUUCUCUAAGGAACAGGUGCACGAAGCAAAAGAAAACCAGAACGUAAGCUCUGGUGCCCAGAGCGGGCGUAGCACAGCUACCACCGGUGGCCGCGGGAUCGUUGGUACGGCCGCGGCUGCCGGAAUACUGGGUGCUUCAGGUACCACCCCCGCCGAAGAAGAACCCGUAGGAGUGUCGAAGGAAGGAGUGGAGACCAGCAGCACAGGCCUUGGCGAAGCCGAGGCUACAGCGGCGGAAGCAGCGGCGGCAGCAGCCGCAGCGGCCGGCGCGGACGGAGACCAGGUGAAGGUUUCCAAGGAGGAGGAGGAGGAAGAAGGGAUUAACGAACGGGCUCAAAGAGACGAGGCAAUGGAGGAGGAGCUGGAAGCGGCGGCCAUUCGGGAGAUUCUCGGCCUGCGCUCCGCCCAGGACCGAAAGGUGCAGGUGGCCGCCGCCCGGGCGGUGGAAGCCCUGCCGCCCACACAGCGGGAGUGCUUCGAGGACGUUAAGGCGUUCGCUUUCGGGGGGGCGAACGAAGGUAAGGAAGGAGCGGGUCUCUCCGAGGAGGAAGUGGAGGCGCUGAACACGGUAGCCAUCUGUGGCGACCGGGACGGCGUGGUGUUGGCCUUCCUGCGGCAUUCGAAGUUCGACGUCCGUAAGGCCAAGGAAUCCAUGCGCCGGUGCUGCGCCUGGAGGAAGGAGAACGAGGCGGACGACCUCUUCAAGCGUGCAGUGUCCCCAGCCAAGAUGAAAAAGUACCGCACGCACUGGCCUACGGGUUUCCACAAGCAGGACCGCGCGGGGCGGCCGGUAUUCUACGACCGCGUCGGGCAGUCCGACCUCUCCAAGCUUCGGGAGGACCCAGACGGGCUCGAUCAGGACGAGAUGGUUCAGAUCUUCACACAAAACAUGGAGGUGCGGCGUCGCUUCGUGCUGACUCGGCUCAGCCGCGAGGCCGGCCGUCCGGUGGACCAGAUGACCACAGUUCUGGACCUGACCGGGCUUGGCAUGAAGCACAUGAGGCAAGCCAAGGAGGCCAUGGCGUACACCCGGCGCAUCAGCGACGUAUUCCAGGACAACUACUCCGGCAUGACCUCCUCCUUGCUGAUCCUGAACGCCCCCUGGGUGUUUAGUAAGGGUUGGCAGGUUGUCGAAAGCUUUUUGAGUGAGGACACCGUGGCGAAGGUGAAGGUGCUCGGCAAGGGGGAGGCAGGUCUAAAACAACUCGAAGAGUACAUUCCCAAGGAGAACAUCCCGGAGUUCUUGGGAGGCGAGUCGCGCGCAGUUAUCGGCCCCUCAGACCCCCUUUGGUCGGACGUCGACCGCGCGGUGCGGUUGUGGGGCGACGACGGCGACCCUUUCCUCGACCCAAGCGAAGUGAAACGAGUCUCGCGACGCAUCGCGCGCGAACGUACGUCUUCCGCUUCGAAGUCGAAGUCGAAGUCGAAGUCGAAGUCGAAGUCGAGGGCAAGAUCGAGGUCAGCGAUUGCCGCAUCAGGAGCGAAAGGUGUGCAAGAGGAAGCGGUGCCAUCCCCAGUUACCGCAACCACGGGCGCCGUGGAAAGGGACAGCAAAAGGGGUGCUGCUGACUGUGGUAAAAAAGUAAGGGUUACAUCGUCGCGGGAAGCGGCGGCUGCCUCGGUAUCGCGAGUUCGGAAGACGACCCGCAGCAGCAGCAGUAAACGGAGUAAGCGCCAACUGGGCGUGCCGGACUCAGGGAAGACAGUCAAGGGAGAAAGCGAAGGGGGAUUGGGGCAUGCUGGCGGAGAGCCAGCGGUCGACGGCGAGGAGCACGAAGAUAGGAAGAGGAAGAACCAUCACCGGCAGCGCGAUGGGCUCGUCUCCAGCGAGGGCACCACGGGAGCAGGACCGCCGAGCUUGUCCUCCUACCGUCGGGCGUCGUCAUUGUCGGUCUCGCGGAGAGCGGCUUCAGACGAGGCCGGCUCUCCUUCCCGCAAAACGCGGGGAAGUAAGAGGACCACCCCUCAGGAGGAUUACUCGGAAGAGGGACUUGGCACCGAGGAUAUCAUCGGUGAUGACGGUAAAGCGGUGGCGUUGGGAGACACCGUGAUCGGCGAAAGGGCACUCCAGGGUGUCGCGAAGGCUCUGGGGCCAGUGUUGGGGGCGUACUUCUUGCAGAUCGUGGCCGGUUUGGCAUCGGUCGGAAGAGUCCUGUGGGGUACCGUGGAGAGUGUUCUUUUGCUCUUGAGGGAUCUAUUUUUCGAGCAGAUCGAGGUGGAAGAGUAAAGUGUGAAAAAAAUGCGUGGGGCUCUCAGUUGAUUUUGUUGUGUUGGUCAUACGAGUUACGUAUGACCUUCGGGUCGCAUGUGUGUCUCGUAUCGCAGCCGAAGUGGAAGGGGCGCUUCUAAGGAGCCCUAAUUUGCGGAGGAGAGCGUCUUUCGCACCGCGAAAGUAUGGCAGCUUGAGGGAUGACUGACCUGGCCUUGAGAAUGUAUCGUUUUCGUUUCAAGACACUCUUCCACUGACUAGCCGACUGUGUGUCGACGUAUGUACUUCACUCCAGAGCGAUGUUGGAGGGAAUGCGACAGUUCAAAGUUUUCCCGAGGUAUGAUUUUGUUCGAGUUAAGCAAGAGAUCGAAGUUUUCAGCCCUGGUUUCGGGAGAUAAGUUGCGGUUCCCCCGUGGUUCAAUUUGUAGCUGAUUUCUGCGGGCUUUCGUUUAGUUUUCGCUGCUAGUAUGCAUAUUUUGCAGGAAGGAUGUAUCGAGCAUGCUGUUCUGCUAUUGCUGGCGUCUUGUUUCUUUCGUUUUAUAUGCAAUUUUUGACUGCAAGUCGCCUCCUACCCGUUGGCUCUGUAUCGAUGAGCUACGUAGACUCGGAGAUCAGCGUAGGGGGGCGUAUUGUUUCAAGUAGGUUGGUAAACCGUCGUGCCGCUGCGCUGUUUUGUUCAAUUUUGAAACCACGAGUGAGCAAGAGAUGGAUUCUUCGCAACCUCCUUUUCCGUAUCCGGAAGAGCCGUUAUCCUCUUGAGCAUCAUCUGGCUACGCUUGGACGCUUGGAUAGCUCCCUCAGCCGCGGGGAGGUGGAACUCUUGGUCCGCGCCAUCCGCCUGAGUGCUCACUUUUUCAUGUGGCGAUUGUGUGCGGGAUUUCGAGCCUGGUGGGGCUCACGCCUGAAAGGCUGUCAUCACCAGGGCCGUUUUCGAGGGGAUGCAAUCUACUUCUUCAACCCAAGAGUUUUGUUUGUUUUUUUUUGCGUUUUCGCAUUUAGANCCAUUUUCCAACAGUAUCGCUGUUAGAAAUGGGGGGGGGUACCCCCUGGUCACACCCCGAUCGUGCCAGAACGAGGAACUACACCGUCUGCUGGCCAAACAGAGGCCAGUAUCACGAGGUCAUGCACAAAUUCUCUGCAGGUAACUAAAAUUCAGGGCGUUCUGCAUCGUGUUGGCCGCACACGAGCCGAAAACGUCAACCCUGCCACAUUGCUCUGCUGACAUUCUUGCCUUCGGUCGAAAAGAGCUGUCUUUGCGCCUGUUGCAUGGAUGGGUGAUCAGUUCAAAACGCAUGCCAGUGAGAGGCCUUAAGCCGUCGACAUCCACAAACUGCAGCCAAUGGCGUGUGGUCAUACUCAUACCCUCUGCUCGCGUACCAGAAACAGAGCGUGUUGUCCAGUUUUGAUCGCACACGGCCUGCAAACGUGAACCAAAGUGUGUUGCGGUGUUGACUUUUUGGUCUUGUUUCCUGUUCGGCCGCGUGUGCGUUUGCUUCGCGUGUCGCCCGCGACCAGUCAAAAACGCAUGCCAGAGGGAGGCCUUUGGCCGACGACAUCCACAAAUAGCAUCCAGUGGCGUGUGGUCAUACACAUACCCUCUGCUCGCGUCCCAGAAACAGAGCGUAUUUAUUGUCCAAUUCUGAUUGCACACGGCCUGCAAACGUCAAUCGGUGUGGUUCGGUGUUGCCUUUUUUAGACGUUGCUUUUUUUUCUGCGGCUUGCUCCGAGUCCAGUGUGAUCAGUGUACAACGCAUGCCAUCAGAGAGAGGCCUUUGGCCGACGACAUCCACAAACUGCAGCCACUGGCGUGCGAUGAUACACAUGCCCUCUGCAGGUGACCCAUAAACAGGGCGUUCGGUGUCUUGUUGGUCGCACACGAGCCAAAACCUGUAUCAGCCUCUUUUUUCCCUUCAGAAAAAAAAAAAACUCGAGGAACAGCAGUAAGACGGUCGUUGGGAUCUUGAAAAAAAAUUCCGUGCAGGCCACCCCCCCGGACGCGAGAAAAAAAAAAUAUCCGAAAAACUCACGCCGUAAGACUCAGCCUCAUGAGCUUUUUUUGUUGGUCAAGAGAAGGAGAGAAAGAAUUGCAUGUCUUCCACUGUUUUGUCGUGUUGACAAUAAAUUGUGCAAAUAAUGAGAUGGUGCUUCUGUGGGGUAUAUCGCCGACGCGAUUGAACCCUCAAUUUCUACUCCCUUCCCUGAUCGAAUAAAAUUAUCGUCUGAUGUUCUGGGAUAUCCCGACCAAUACACGGGUCUGGGCUGAAGUUUGACUUGCCAGAUGUACUUAGAAAACAAGACUUCCAGGAAUGACGCGCCAAUUCACCACUAGCACAGUUUUUUCGUAAACGUGUAGCAAGUUCCCAAAUAAACUAGCAGAUUAUCAGAUGCCUUUGGCCAUCAGGGAGCAACUCCAGUAUAACUAACAACCAGAAGGUCGUCGAACCUCAACCCAAGGAACAUGCCAACCCACCGCUCAACUCACUUCUAUGAGGCAAUCCAAAGCGCCUUGAAAUAUGAACUGUAUGAUUCUCCAAUUCGCUUCGCAAACAGUCUUCACGCCCCAUACUCUGCCCCUAUGAUUAUUACGGCAUAGUUAGUAGCCCUUUUUGCACCGCGUUGUGUGCCGGGGAGCAAAACGUGCACACAAGGUGUUUACUAUUAGCAAGACGCCCCCGCGCCCUUACAAAUCCGUCGGCGGAGGUGAAUUGAUCGUUCUUUGCGCUCCGCCCUACUCAGCAUCUUAGCUACGCCAAGAUUCAGUCGCACUCUUUCAGAAUCGCCCAACACCUGGGACCCCCUGAAGCGAUCGUGGCGAAAAGAGUUGUUACGGCGGAUGGUGGUCCAAGUGCAAAUGAUAGUACAAGUCCAAGCACUUUCAACAAUAAACCAGGUGAUCAUCGGCAGUGCACAUCCAGACCGACACACACAAAACGUGCCAAUCUUUCUCGCACAAGAACUUCUUCCACUGUUGUUCCCCCUCCCGCAGCAUGCUUCACACUGAACCCCACGGCAAUUUGUCAACAACGCCAUCGAUUCCGUCUGCACACGAAGACCGAUGACCACACUAGAUCACACCUUCGAUCUG
Messenger RNA from Ectocarpus sp. CCAP 1310/34, 5848 nucleotides. Lineage: Eukaryota; Phaeophyceae; Ectocarpales; Ectocarpaceae. The record is from the annotation of a GenBank genome assembly.